Glycine soja is the source of this 2442-nucleotide messenger RNA. RefSeq lists its product as uncharacterized. NCBI's taxonomy places the organism in Eukaryota, Viridiplantae, Streptophyta, Magnoliopsida, Fabales, Fabaceae. Bases 1 to 2442 code for a protein of 813 amino acids. The record is from RefSeq and is a predicted model, not a curated record. The transcript is spliced from 2 exons.
AUGGGGAAUAACACCAACGACGGAUGGGAGUGGAAGCUAUCUUGGAGGACGGCUCUUUUUGAUAGUGAAAUUCAAAUGGCAGAUAAUUUCCUUGGAGAACUAUCACAGCAGCAGAUUCAGCCAAAUAGGGAGGAUAGGUGCAGCUGGAAGCAUGAUCAAACUGGAUACUACUCAACAAAAAGCGGAUAUGACUUGAUAUGGGAAGCACAGAUGGGAGCUAAUCAGAAUUUGGACUUUGUGGACAUUUGGAAGCUCAAAAUACCAACCCUCAUUCCAAAGAUUAAUGACCCUCAAUCUUUCAAUGAUUAUAGACCCAUCUCCCUUAUAGGGUGUGUCUAUAAAAUUGUGGCAAGAGUUUUGGCCAAGAGGCUAGCUGCUGUAUUACCUCACCUUAUAGAUGAAAGGCAGACGGCUUUUAUGAAGGGGAGACACAUUCUUCAUGGUGUUUUAAUUGCCAAUGAGACUAUAGCUGAGGCCAAAUCUAGAAGUAAACCUUGCAUGGUCUUCAAAGCCGACUUUGAAAAUGCAUAUGACUCGGUUUCUUGGGGUUUUCUUGACUACAUGCUUAAAAGGAUGGGAUUUUGUGAAAGCUGGAGGAAAUGGAUAAAUGGUUGUCUAAAUACUGCAACUAUAUCCAUUUUAAUUAAUGGGAGUCCAUCUAAGGAGUUUACUCCUAAGAGAGGUCUAAGGCAAGGUGAUCCCCUUGCACCUUUUCUCUUCAACAUUGUAGCGGAAGGUCUCACAGGCUUCAUGAGGUCAGCUGUGUCCAAGAACCUAUUCAGAAGCUACCUAGUGGGAUCUUUAAAAGAAGAGGUGAACAUCCUCCAAUAUGCUGAUGAUACUUUGUUUUUUGGAGAUGCUACUAAGCAAAAUGUGAGAACCUUAAAAUGUGUUCUGAGGUGCUUUGAGGAAGCAUCUGGUCUCAAGAUAAAUUACUCUAAAAGCCACUUUGGUUGUUUGGGUAAAUCAGCAAGUUGGUGCAGGGAAGCUGCCCAAUUCCUUAAUUGCAGUACUUUGGAAUUUCCUUUUACUUAUCUUGGAAUUCCAGUUGGGGUGUCCUCUAAGAGCUGGAUCGUGUUGCAGCCUAUUGUAAGGAAGUUUGAAGUCAAACUUGCAAAAUGGAAGCAAAGAACUCUAUCAAUGGGGGGCAGAAUCACUCUUAUUAAUUCUGUCCUCUCAGCCUUACCUAUCUACCUUCUAUCCUUCUUUAGGAUCCCCAAAAAAGUGGUGCAAAAAAUUGUCUCCAUCCAGAGAAAUUUUUUGUGGGGAAGUCACCAAGAGGCCAGCAAGAUUCCUUGGGUGAAGUGGGACAAAGUUUGUCUUCCUAAGAACAAAGGGGGUCUAGGGAUUAAAGACUUAUCUUUAUUUAAUGCGGCCUUACUUGGCAAAUGGGGGUGGCAGCUGGCUAACAAUCAAGACCAGCCUUGGUCUAGAAUUUUAAUCUCUAAGUAUGGUGGGUGGAAGGAGUUGAUUUGUGGUGGAAGGAGGAAUUUCACUUCCCAAUGGUGGCAGGAUUUGAAGAGUAUCUUCCAGCAGCAUCACAAUGAAUGCUUAACUGAUAAUUUAAAAUGGAGAGUGGGAAGGGGGUCCAGCAUCAAUUUCUGGAAGCAUAAAUGGAUGGAGGACAACUGUACUCUCCAAGGAAAAUAUCCCCAGUUAUAUUUAAUAAGUAAACAGCAGAAUUCAUCAAUCAAUUCUAUGGGAGAUUUUAUGGAGGGUAGGUGGGAAUGGAAGUUAUCAUGGAGAAGGAAUUUUUUUGAUCAUGAAAUUCAAUUGGCAGCUGAUUUCCUAGUUGAGAUCGAUUCUGUUCACAUUCACCAAUCCAGCAGAGAUUUCCUUUGGUGGAAGCCAGACACUAAUGGAGUUUUUUCAACAAAUUUUGCCUACAAAGUGUUGCAGGAGGCUCACCAUAGUGAUAGUGAAGACAAUGUUCUUAACAUUAUGUGGAAAUUGAAAAUUCCCCCAAAAGUGAGUGCUUUUUCUUGGAGACUUUUCAAGAAUAGACUUCCUACUAGGGACAAUCUUAGAAAGACACAGGUCACACUGCCUUCUUAUAGCUGUCCUUUAUGUGACCAUGAAGAAGAAUCGAUUUAUCAUCUUAUGUUCAACUGUGAAAAGACUAGGAGUCUUUGGUGGGAGACAAUGAGAUGGGUUAAUAGAGUGGGUUCCUAUUCCAUAGAUCCAAAGAAUCAUUUUUUACAAUUCACCCAGUGGAAUAGCAAAGAUAGUACCAACAAAAGAUGGGAAUUUUUGUGGCUAGCCCUGUCCUUCUCCAUUUGGUACCAUAGAAAUGCCAAGAUAUUCAAGAACCAGCCGUUCACUCCUGGAAAGAUCAUGGAUGAUGCCUUGUUCCACACCUGGUCCUGGAUUAAAUGUGUGGAGAAGGACUUCCAAAUGCACUUUAAUUUCUGGUCAACCAAUCUAAAGGAUGUUCUUUCUUAA